UUCACAUAAGAGAUGGAGGCUGAUAACAACACUGCUGUAACAGAGCUAAUUAUUUUGGGACUAACAGAAGACCCUACACUGUGUAUAGUCUUUUUUUGUGUAUUUCUAGGCAUAUACAUUGUCACCUUAGCAGGCAAUCUUGGCAUCAUCACACUGAUAAGAAUUUCUCCCCAGUUGCACACACUCAUGUACCUAUUUCUCAGGCACCUGGCUUUUGUAGACAUUUUAUAUUCAACCUCAGUCUCAGUUAUAAUGCUUAUGGAACUCCUUGGGCAUGGGCUGGCUUUACCUGUGGCUGCCUGUGAGGCCCAACUCUGUAUUACAGUGUCAUUUGGGUCAGCUGAGUGCUUCCUACUGGCUGCCAUGGUUUAUGAUCGCUACAUAGCCAUCUGUUCACCCCUCCUCUACUCGACACUCAUGUUCUCCAGAGUCUGUUUUCUAUUAUUGGCAGCUUCCUAUGUUGGUGGCUGCAUGAAUGGUUGGUCAUUUACUGGUUGUUUGUUAAAUCUGUCCUUCUGUGGACCAAAUCAGAUAGACCGCUUUUUCUGUGACUUCUCUCCUUUGCUGAAACUGUCCUGCUCAGAUGUCUCCAUUAUUGACAUCAUCCCCUCUUUCUCUUCUGGCGCCAUUAUUUUGGUGACAGUGCUUGUUAUAGCUGUCUCCUACAUCUAUAUUCUUAUCACCAUCCUGAAGAUGCGCUCCACUGAGGGCCGCCAUAAGGCCUUCUCCACCUGCACCUCUCAUCUCAUUGUGGUCACGCUCUACUAUGGGACCAUCACAUUCAUUUAUGUGAUGCCCAAGUCGAACUAUUCUACUGAACAGAACAAGGUGCUGUCUGUAUUCUAUACAGUGGUGAUCCCUAUGCUGAAUCUCCUCAUCUAUAGUCUGAGGAACAGAGAUGUAAAGGAUGCUCUGAGAAAGGCAUCUGUCAGAUUAUAUUCAUAG
Molecule: messenger RNA, 945 nt
Organism: Psammomys obesus (fat sand rat)
Lineage: Eukaryota; Metazoa; Chordata; Mammalia; Rodentia; Muridae
Product: olfactory receptor 473
Exons: 1
Coding region: 13-945 (310 amino acids)
Biological process (GO): G protein-coupled receptor signaling pathway; sensory perception of smell
Cellular component (GO): membrane
Molecular function (GO): odorant binding; G protein-coupled receptor activity; olfactory receptor activity
Source: RefSeq, a predicted model, not a curated record